This is a messenger RNA of Spea bombifrons (plains spadefoot toad), 3779 nucleotides long. RefSeq names its product cell division cycle and apoptosis regulator 1 (gene CCAR1). The transcript has 25 exons. The record is from RefSeq and is a predicted model, not a curated record. Gene Ontology annotation, biological process: regulation of DNA-templated transcription. The coding region runs from base 190 to 3648 and encodes 1152 amino acids. Lineage: Eukaryota; Metazoa; Chordata; Amphibia; Anura; Pelobatidae. Gene Ontology annotation, cellular component: nucleus.
GAAGCAUGGGGGAAAAUGAUGGAUGAAACGUAAACACGGCUGGACGGCAGCUGCGUGGUGGCGCAGGGCACUCUGCGCAUGCGCAUUGUGUUGACCUAGACAUACUAGGCAUGAAAUGGACCCGGUGACAGAUAUCAGAGGAUCUCGAUUACAACUAUAGAAGUCUAAAAGUAGCUCUUACUGAUCAUCAUGGCUCAGUUUGGAGGACAGAAGAACCCACCACCUUGGGCUACCCAGUUCACAGCAACAGCAGUUUCACAACCAGCACCCCUAGGAGUCCAGCAGCCAUCCUUACUUGGAGCUUCACCUACAAUCUACACUCAACAGUCGGCACUUGCAGCUGCCGGCCUCGCCACCCCAUCCCCAGGAAACUACCAGCUGACACAAACCGCCGCUCUGCAACAACAAGCUGCGGCCGCCGCUGCUGCAGCUGCUCUCCAGCAGCAAUACACCCAGCCCCAGCAGACAAUAUACAGCGUCCAGCAACAGUUACAACAACCUCAACAAACCUUGUUAACUCAGCAGACCGUCACGCUGCCGACAAGUCUCGCUCUGUCUACACCCCAGCAGGCAGCGCAAAUUACCGUCUCGUACCCAACCCCUCGAUCCAGUCAGCAACAAACCCAAACCCAGAAGCAGCGUGUCUUCACCGGGGUCGUGACCAAACUCCAUGAAACAUUUGGAUUCGUGGAUGAAGAUGUCUUCUUUCAGCUCACGGCUGUUAAAGGGAAGUCCCCACAGGUUGGAGACAGAGUAUUAGUUGAAGCCACUUAUAAUCCUAACAUGCCAUUCAAAUGGAACGCCCAAAGGAUACAGACUCUUCCUAACCAGAAUCCACCCCCAGCGCAGCCACUUCUGAAGAACCCUCCAGCUGUCCUGCAGCCUGUCACACAGCAAGCUGCUUUUGGGGUGCAGUCUCAGCAAGCUCCACAAGCACAGACUCUUCUGCAGGCACAGAUCUCGGCUGCCUCUCUCACUCCUCUGCUUCAGACACAGCCUUCUCCUUUAUUACAACAACCACAGCAAAAAGGUGGGUUAUUGCAAACUCCUGUUCGUAUUGUGUCUCAGCCUCAGCCCGUUCGACGAUUGGAACCACCCUCCAGAUUCUCUGGGAGAAACGAUAGAGGGGAUUCAGUAUCCAGUAGGAAAGAUGAUCGGAACCGAGAGAGAGACCGAGAGAGGCGCAGAUCACGUGAUAGAUCGCCUCCCAGAAAAAGGUCAAGAGAAAGAUCACCACGUCGUGAGAGAGAGAGAUCCCCGCGAAGACCUAGACGAGUUACUCCUCGCUAUACUGUUCAGUUUUCCAAGUUCUCUCUAGAUUGUCCAGGAUGUGACACUAUGGAACUGAGACGGCGGUAUCAGAAUCUCUACAUUCCCAGCGAUUUCUUUGAUGCGCAGUUCACAUGGAUAGAAGCCUUUCCCAUUGCACGCCCGUUUCAUCUUGGGAAUUACAGCAAUUUUUAUGUAAUGCACAAGGAAGUUGACCCACUUGAGAAAAACACUGCCCUUCUGGAUCCUCCGGAUGUAGAUCACACAUACAGCGCAAAGGUUAUGCUGCUGGCAAGCCCUUCUUUGGAGGAUCUGUAUCAUAAGUCAUGUGCCCUUGCAGAGGACCCCGUAGAGGUUAGGGAAGGAUUCCAGCAUCCAGCAAGACUUGUUAAGUUUUUAGUGGGAAUGAAAGGUAAAGAUGAAGCCAUGGCGAUUGGAGGACAUUGGUCUCCUUCCCUAGAUGGACCUGACCCAGUUAAAGACCCAUCGGUGCUGAUCAAGACAGCUGUCCGCUGUUGUAAGGCUCUGACUGGCAUUGACUUGAGCUUGUGUACCCAGUGGUACCGUUUUGCAGAGAUUCGCUACCAUCGCCCUGAGGAGACCCACAAGGGGCGUACGGUUCCUGCUCAUGUGGAGACAGUGGUUUUAUUUUUCCCGGAUGUUUGGCAUUGCCUUCCCACACGCUCAGAGUGGGAAAACCUGUGCCGUGGAUACAAGCAGCAGCUGGCCGACAAGCUUCAGGGUGAACGCAAGGAAACUGAUGGAGAACAGGAAGAAGACGACAAAGAGGACGGAGAAGCGAAAGAAAUUUGUAAUCCUACUCAUUGGUCAAAGCUUGACCCGAAGAUAAUGAAGGUAAAUGAUCUUCGCAAGGAGCUGGAGAGCCGAUCUCUCAGCUCCAAAGGUCUUAAAUCACAGCUUAUAGCGCGUCUCACUAAGCAGCUUCGGGUAGAGGAACAAAAAGAAGAACAGAAGGAGCUUGAGAAGUGUGAAAAAGAAGAGGAAGAGGAGGAAGAAAGGAAGUCUGAAGAUGACAAAGAGGAAGAGGAGAGAAAGCGCCAAGAGGAUAUAGAGCGUCAAAGACGUGAAAAAAGAUAUAUUUUACCAGACGAACCAGCAAUUAUUGUUCACCCAAACUGGUCAGCCAAGAAUGGAAAGUUUGACUGCAGCAUCAUGUCGCUUAGUGUAUUAUUAGAUUACCGCAUAGAGGACAAUAAGGAACACUCAUUUGAGGUCUCGCUAUUUGCUGAACUCUUCAAUGAAAUGCUGCAGAGAGAUUUUGGAGUGCGGAUUUAUAAGGAGCUCUUGGCCCUCCCAGAGAAAGAGGAGAAAAAAGAAAAGAAAAUAAAGAAGGAAGAGAAGAAGGAGAAGAAAGAUGAGAAAGAGGAUGAGGAUGACCCAAAACCCAAACGGAGAAAAUCUACAGACGACAAGUCAAAAGUGGAUGAGAGAGAGGAACGAAAGAGAGAUGACCGAAGAAAAGAGGAGUACAGAGAUGAUGAUGAAAUGGAAGACGACAACCAAGAAGAUUAUGAACCCAUUGGAGCAGAAGAAGAUGAUGGUGACUAUGAUGAAGAUGAUGAUGAUGAUUCAAGCUGCAAGGAUAAGCGUGAAGACAAGAAAGACAGCAGGAGGUACAGCAAAGAAUGGUUACCAAAAGAUAAGGAGAAAGAGAAGAAACAGAUGGUAACGGUAAACCGAGAUCUUCUAAUGGCUUUUGUAUACUUUGACCAAAGUCACUGUGGCUACCUCCUAGAGAAAGAUUUAGAAGAAAUAAUGUACACACUUGGUCUGCAUCUCUCACGUGCUCAGGUGAAGAAACUGUUUAAUAAAGUAUUGCUCAAAGAAUCAUGCUUUUACCGCAAACUCACGGACGCUGGUACUGAGGACAGAAGCCAUGAAGAACCAGAACCCUUUCGUGAAGAUAUUCUAGGUAACCGCUUGCUUCUGCUGUCUAAAGCUUCAGGAUCUGGAGUUUCAACCACAGAAGACAAUGGUGGUCUUGUUCUGUAUAAUGGUGCAAUGGUUGAUGUUGGAAGUCUCCUUCAGAAACUUGAGAAGAGUGAGAAAGCUAGAUCAGAGUUAGAACAACAACUUCAGGCCCUUGCAGCUAAAACAGAGGAAGAUGAAAAGAACAUUUCCCAACUAGAAGCAUCAAAUAAAAACUUGUCUGGAGAAUUGAAAGAAUUCAAAAAUAAUCUCAGCCACGUGCGUGGCAGUUUGAAAGCAACCGAAGAGACAAAUUCUCUUUAUGAACACCAGCUCAAUAAAACCAUCAAAAACCUCUCCGCAGCCAUGGAAGAGAUUCAAGGGGUUCUAAACAGGAACCCAGCAACAUCAGAAGAUCAAAAGUCAAAGGAAAAUGGAGCCAGUCUUUGACUUACUAACAGAAAGUUGUUAAAUAGUGUAAAUCAGGGGAUCAGCGUGAUUGUGUGGUUGGCGAGAUGGUGUGUAGGUUUACCUGUUUAAAUACCUAUUAUUUAUAGGGAAAUAGGGAGAGAUGUACAAAA